Cyprinodon tularosa is the source of this 1484-nucleotide messenger RNA. RefSeq names its product DnaJ (Hsp40) homolog, subfamily C, member 25 (gene dnajc25). The record is from RefSeq and is a predicted model, not a curated record. Gene Ontology annotation, biological process: protein folding. NCBI's taxonomy places the organism in Eukaryota, Metazoa, Chordata, Actinopteri, Cyprinodontiformes, Cyprinodontidae. Gene Ontology annotation, cellular component: endoplasmic reticulum membrane.
AUGGAUGUGUUCAGGGAGCGGAGCCGCGGCGGCGGCGGCUGGAGCUGCCUCUGGCGGCUCGCGGUGCUCCUGCUGUCCGCGUCCUCGCUGCCCGCCGCCACGGCGCUGCUGGAGGGGCUUUACUGCGGGACGGAGGUCUGCUACGAUGUGCUGGGAGUCAACAGGGAGGCCUCUAAGGCGGAGAUCGCCCGGGCUUACAGACAGCUGGCCCGCCGGUACCACCCGGACCGAUACCGACCCGAAGAUCCCGGAGAUGAGGAGAGCGCUCACACGAAGUUCCUGCUGAUCGCAACGGCUUAUGAGACGUUAAAGGAUGAGGAAACGCGGCGUGACUACGACUACAUGCUGGAUAAUCCUGAGGAGUACUACCAGCACUACUACGCCUACUACCGCAGACGGCUCGCCCCCAAAGUGGACGUCAGGAUCGUCAUCCUCGUCACCAUCUGCGCCAUCUCUGCCGUCCAGUACGUCAGCUGGUGCAGCAGCUACAACAAGGCCAUCAACUACCUGGUAACCGUCCCCAAGUACCGCAUCCAGGCUACAGAGAUCGCCAAACAGCAGGGCCUCCUCAGCCGCACCAAGGAGAAGGGCAAGAACCGACGCUCCAAGGAGGAGAUCCGGGAGCAGGAGGAGGAGGUGAUCCGCGACAUCAUCAAGAACAAGAUCGACAUCAAGGGCGGCUACCAGAAGCCGAGGCUGACGGACAUCCUGCUGUGCCAGAUGGUGCUGUUUCCGUACUACCUGAGCCGCUACGUGGCGUGGUACGUCAGCUGGGUGUACCGCUUCACCGUCUGCAGGGAGGAGUACGGAGAGGAGGAGAAGCUCUACCUCAUCAGGAAGAACAUGAAGAUGUCGGAGGCUCAGUUUGACGGACUGGAGGAAAACGCCAAACAGACGUUCCUGGAGAAACGGCUCUGGAUCAAAGAGAACUUCGAGGUUUACAGGAAGGAGAGAGAAGAAGAGAUGAAGGCAAAACUGGCGACCGACCCGAAGAUGAAGAGGUACCGCCGCUGGAUGAGGAACGAGGGACCGGGCCGCCUGACGUUCAUCGACGACUGAUGUUCUGCAACCCGUCCAGAACCAACACAUCUGCCUCAGCGCCGCUCAGACGGGCCGCGCUUGCUGUGCUGGGCGGACCGACCCAGCCGCUCGUUUUCAGUAAUUAGAGAUAUUUUCAUAAAGACGGGGACUCGGAUGGACUGACUGCUCAAAUAAACUGCAAACAGUUUCUGUAAAACCGCCAACAACAAAAAACAGGAAGAUCAGAAUCCAGUCUGCGUCUCAGAUUCAGAUCGAUCUAUUUCUAAGUUUCAGGUUUUGUACCUGAAAUAAAAGUGUCCUUUAAAAAGGCAGCAACCAAACCUGCGCUGCUCAGAAAUAUGUUGAAUUGAUGGUAAUUUUUUCAAUUUUACCUCAAAUUUUUUGAAUAAAAGAUUGUUUUUGAUGACGUGCCUGCAGCGUCUAAAGAAACAAUACAAACAAGA